AUGGUGGUGCUCAUGGAGUACGCCCCCGGCGUCGGCGUGACCAUGAAGAGGAAGGGCGAGGAGGAGCCGGGGCUGUUCGCGUUCCCCGACGACGGCGACGGCGGCAGCGUUCCGGUUUCCUGUCGCGCGACCAAGAUGAGGCGGCUGGAGAUUGCCGGCGCCGGCCACGAUGUGCCGGCGGCGGCGGCCGUUGGGACGGAGGGCGACGUGAUGAUGGCGGAGGAGCCGCCGGCGCCGUCGCUCGGGGCCGCGGAAGGGGAAAAGAGGGCUGUGGUGGUGUACGGCCCGGCCGUCGACGCCGCGCGCGCUGGUGGCCGGCUCGGCCUUCUCGGCCAAUGGCGGCUCCCCCCUUGGGCGCCCCUUAGCGCCGGCGCCGAGUGGAUCCGUGACAUGUUGCGCGAGGCGGACGGCCGCACGGUGCGGGCGGUGCUGUCCAGCGCUCAGGAAGAGGGGAGCGCCGACCUGGCACUGGUCCCUUGGGGCGCGGCACACGUGGCGGCAGAGGCGAAUCAGCCGUCCACGGCCGCGGAGACGGUGGACGGGGAAGAGGACGCCGAGGGAACGGCAGCGAUGGACAUCGAAGAGGAGAGGGAACAUCAUCAAGCCCAGGCGGUCGCGACCGGCUGCGGUGAGGGGUACUUGUGCCGGUGGCCGCAGCACUGCUUGGCGCCGCCUCCGUUGCCGGCGGUUCGCCAGGCGACCCCGGCUGUGUGGUCGUGGUGA
Messenger RNA from Triticum turgidum subsp. durum (durum wheat), 723 nucleotides. Lineage: Eukaryota; Viridiplantae; Streptophyta; Magnoliopsida; Poales; Poaceae. The record is from the annotation of a GenBank genome assembly.